ACCCGCCGCCGCCGCCCUCCCUCGGCUCGCCGCGUCCCCCGGGCCGCGUCCGCAGGCUGAGCCCAGGCGGGCCGCGGCGAGCACCCCGCAGCUCCGCGCCCCAGCCCGGCCCCGCUCCCAACGGAAAGUUGGGCUGCGGCGGGCUGCGUUCGGGAAGGAGCGAGGCGGCAUGAGGGGGCACCGAGGGGUCGCCUAAGACACCGGGGAGGCGGCGCCGCGCGCGGGGACAACUUCGCCCCGGGCGCGCAACCCCCGGCCGGGCUCGCGGUGGUUCCUCCCGUCCCUCGGCCUCCCCCGCCGAUCGCGACGCGGACCUUGGUCCCGGCGGCUCCGCGGCGGUGACACGAGCCCGCCUCAGCCGCCGCCUCAGUCUCCUGCCGCGCCGCCACCUUGCCCGCACCAUGGAGUUCUCGGAGAGGAAAAGAAGCAGGAAAUCCCAGAGCUUCAAACUGGUGAGCCGAGAUUAUCACCAUGAGGUGUAUAAAAUCUCAGAAUUCAGCAAUGAUGUUAAUGGGGAGACCAAAGAGACACAACCCAUUUUCUUAGGAGACGAAAGCAUGGAAAUUAAAAAACAAAUUACGGGGAUGAGAAGAUUGCUGAAUGACAGCACUGGAAGGAUAUAUCAGCGUGUCGGCAAAGAAGGGGAAAAAUUAAAACAAGAGCCGCAGGUUGUGGAUUUAGUCUGGCCUCAGCGGUCCAACUCUUCCACCGAGGCCUCACAGGACCUCCACCCUAAUUCACAUGGGGUGUGGAAUGAACUACCAACCCAAAGCGGGCAGUUCUCAGGGCAGUCUGGUCCACGCUCCAGAACCUUCCAGAGUCAGCCCCACAUCUCUGCAAGUUCCAAUGGAGAACUUCCAGGGGUGAAUUCAAUAGUCGGAUCCAACUGCUGUACUUGUAACUGCCAGUCAACCUUGCAGGCCAUUCUCCAAGAGCUCAAGACCAUGAGGAAAUUAAUGCAGUUUCAAGCAGUUGGAACUCAAAACAGACAACAACCCCCAAUUUCCCUUAUGUGCUCCCAGCGAACCGCUGUCUCACGCAAGAGAAAUAAAAAGAAAAAAGUGCUUCCGAAGACUGUGCAACCUGUGACGACUGUGGAACCAAAGCCCAGUCCCUUGGAAACUGAGAAGAAGCCAGCAGUCUCGGCCACAAGGCCACCAGGUCUCCAAGCUGCAGAGCGCACCUCUACUGAGGAGAACCACGUCCUGGGAUUUGGCAUUGUUCUGGAAUCGCCAUCCUCAGAUCCAGAAGUGCAACUUGCCGAAGGCUUCGAUGUGUUUAUGCCCAAAUCUCAGCUGGACUCUAUACUGUCAAACUACACUCGCUCAGGAAGCCUUCUGUUUAGAAAACUGGUGUGUGCAUUUUUUGACGACAAGACUUUGGCUAACUCCUUACCCAACGGAAAGCGGAAAAGAGGGUUCAAUGACAACCGGAAAGGACUAGACCAAAACAUUGUGGGUGCAAUAAAAGUCUUUACAGAAAAUUACUGUACUGCGAAUCAUGUGGAUAAACUUCCUGGCCCCAGAGACUGGGUGCAGAUUCUGCAGGAUCAGAUUAAACUGGCCAGAAGAAGGUUGAAAAGAGGCUCAGCAGAGGUAGCUGACGGUGAUGAAAGACUGGACCGCAUCUCUCUACCCCCAACAGGUCAUACAUUUGUCAUCAAGAGAGAGACCCCAGAGGACCCAGAACCAGGUUCCAUGGCCUAGACUUGCAUUCUGGAACAUUCUUCAUUUUCUCCAAGGUCCAUGUAGCAGCUACAGAUCCUGCAGCGUGGGUGUUCUGUGGUGGCUUGUCCUGUCCGAAUAAUUUCUUUGUGACAUGUGGUAUCACAACUCCAGUUUGGCAUAAUAUUUUUUUAAAGAACCAUGCUUACAGUUGCUACCCUGUAAGCGUCCAGUGUGUGUGACCCACCGUAAAGAAGCCAUUCCCUUCCUGUCUCUGUCCGUUCACAGACUAGGUGUGAAGACAGCAGUCUUUCUAAACAUAUUUAUUUUAUUGUGAAUUGCUUAGCUGCAUGCAGAGAGGAAACCUUCUCUUCCAGGACUGAUAAAGGUUACAAGGCAGCGCUAACUAUCCCCUCUUCAGCUUAGAGAAGGAAACAGUUGUUCUGAGAAACAGGAGAGCUCCUACCUGGCCAGUGAAGUCGUUUCUGACAUCAGUCAUAGUAACCCGGAACAGACAUUUGGAACUGGAGAAGUACAAACGAUGUAAGAAUCCUUAGGAAAUAAAAUCUUUCACAUAAUUUAUAAUGACGUGAUGACAAAAAAAAUAAUAACUCAAAGUAAGCAGCCAUCUGCUUGGGAGCCGUCAAGCAUUUAAACUGAGCAGCCUUGGCUGUGACCAUUUUCAUGUUCAUUCUGUAGUCUGUCUGGUCCCUCACCCGCCUGCCUUCUGCUUUUUGUAAAAAAAAAAAAAUCUGGCUUUAUUUUAAAGAAAUCUUUGCUGUGGGGAUAAUUGUUUUACAGACAUAUUUACCUCCACAUUCAUUGAAAAUACCACCUUAGAAAGCCUUGCAUUUACACCUUAUUUAUGGUAUAAAGCAAACUGCCUUGAAUCUUGGGCACUUGACACAAAGGCCAAAAAUAGCUGUUAACGAAAAAAACGUGACUCUCAUCCAGCAAACCCCAGGGGUAAAAACCCCAGGGACAAAAGCUUAGCCUUUGCCUACUAUUGGUGCAGCGAUGGGUUAAAGCCGACAGUGUGCUUCAAGGACCGAGUCCCACUCCGAGCUUUGCCCUUGAGAGAGCCGAGAGUUGGGUUGCCUAGGACCGGGUACAAUUCGUGGCCAGCUGGCCAUAGAACCUGGAUAUCCUUGGGACCCUGUCCAGUGCACUGCACCACACCCCACGAAACACUAAAGAUAGGAUCAGAACACUAUUCCACUGAGACCAGCUAGAGAAAGUGAUAGGUGAUAUCCCUGGAAUGUGACAAAGUCCGCUUCUAGGUGUUGCUCCUACUGUCAGUCUCCUGAGGAGAUGGCAGCAUCUCACGGAUGCACCUUUUAUUUCUCUUGGAAGCUAUGGGGACAGCUUGGAAAUUACUCCCAUCCUGCAGUCAGCUCCCAUAGGUUUCGGUUUCCCACUGGCCCUAAUCCUGUGUUUUAUCCAGGGGUCUGAUGAGCUGCAGACAGACCAGGACUCUCAUCACUCUGCAGCAGGCCCUGAAAAAGGACUGUCUUCUGCCUCCCAGAAUGAAAUACUGCUCAAGGGGACUAGAGAAGCUCAGUUAGCGCCUGUCACUUGAUUAAAUGGUGGUGAAUUUGUUUUCAGUACAGGGAGAACAUAGACUCACAACUGGAGGUCGGUUGGGUGUGAACAAUAAACCUUCAGAAAACACUUCCUUCCAAGCCUUGGGUGACAGCUUGGAGUUUUCAGUACUUGAGGAGGGGUGGGAUUGUUUGACUCACAGAUAAGUGCAAUGGGUUCACAGAUUGGGAAGGCAGAGCAAAACUGUAACAGUAAAACCAUACUUUGUAAGUUUACAUUGUAUUUGUGUUAACUUACCGUGACUACUGUUCAGCUUUGUUUAGAAACCCUUUUUAUAGGCUUUCUUAGCAAAAAACAAAAAAGUCCAUAUCUAUGGAUGACAUGUCUCAGUCUUCUGUACAUAUAUUUUAUUAAUAUGUAAAUAUUCAGAUUUUUAAAAUUAUAAUGUUCUUUUAAAAGAAUUCAAUGCAAAGCUAGCUGUGAAAAUGGUGUGUAACACUGUGUUGUGAUUUCAACUCCCAAGACGCCCUUUAUGUCCAUUCUGGAAAAAUACAAUAAAUUACUUUAAUUGAAUGCA
Mus caroli (Ryukyu mouse) is the source of this 3783-nucleotide messenger RNA. It is a transcript of the gene Bend7, whose product is annotated as BEN domain containing 7. The record is from RefSeq and is a predicted model, not a curated record. NCBI's taxonomy places the organism in Eukaryota, Metazoa, Chordata, Mammalia, Rodentia, Muridae. Gene Ontology annotation, molecular function: DNA binding.